AGAAGCAUUUCUUCACUCUCCCUGCUUUUCACAAAAAUCUCAGCUCAAGAAAAAAGCACCCAAACAUGUCCUUCGUCUCGCAGCUAACCCUAAACCCUCUAUUGCUAAACCCGCCACGCCACCGUCUCACCUCCAAGCCUUGCCUUCUCCUUGCGCGAAACUCUGUCGGGAUCGCCGCUGCCAAAUCCACCAACAAAUUCAACUUGAUCGUCGGGGCCCGACCAUCGACCCGGGUCCGAUCGGCGAACGAUGCCGAGAGGGAGGUCGAGUCGAGCGGGGAUGUAAAUGUGGCCGUGGAGGAGAAGCCGGCUGAGCCGGAGCCAGCGGAGAUCAGUCGGCUGAAGAAGGCUUUGGUGGACUCGUUUUAUGGGACUGACCGUGGGCUGAGCGCCACCAGCGAGACCCGGGCCGAGAUUGUGGAGCUUAUUACCCAGUUGGAGGCCAAAAACCCGACUCCGGCUCCGACCGAGGCCUUGCCUCUCCUCAAUGGCAAAUGGAUUCUAGCGUACACUUCAUUUGCGGGUCUGUUUCCGUUGUUGUCAAGAGGGACGCUUCCAUUGGUGAAGGUUGAAGACAUAUCUCAGACAAUUGACUCUGAUAAUUUCACCGUACAAAACUCUGUCCAAUUUGCUGGACCGCUGGCUACCACUUCCAUCAGCACCAACGCGACAUUUGAAGUCCGAAGCCCCAAGCGCGUCCAGAUUAAGUUUGAAGAAGGCGUAAUUGGCACCCCACAACUAACAGACUCGCUGGUGAUACCCGAAAAUGUUGAGUUUCUAGGACAAAAAAUCGAACUCGCACCCUUCAAAGGUUUGCUCAAUUCUGUUCAAGAUACUGCUUCAUCUGUUGUAAAGACCAUCUCCAGUCGACCCCCUUUUAAGUUCUCCAUCUCAAGUAAUGCCCAGUCGUGGUUGCUAACCACGUACCUCGAUGGAGAGCUCCGGAUUAGCAGGGGAGACAACGGCAGCGUGUUCGUGCUAAUCAAGGAAGGCAGCCCCCUCUUGACUCCCUGAACAAAACUCACUUUAGCAGCGUUUAUGGUGUGAUAUAUAUAUAUAUAUAUAUAUAUAUAUAUAUAUAUAUGUAUGUAUGUAUAACGUAUGUACUUGUUCAAGGACAUGAGAUGUAAUUUUCUACAGUGAAUGAAUGAAACUCAAUAUGCUUGAGAAACAAUGUUGUGCAUAGCAGAAUUCUGCACAUAAAAUUCGAAUCUCCUCUCUGUAAUUUAGAAUUUAAAUGAGAUUUGACCAUUUUUUCAA
This is a messenger RNA of Pyrus x bretschneideri (Chinese white pear), 1259 nucleotides long. Its product is annotated as plastid-lipid-associated protein, chloroplastic. The transcript has 3 exons. Lineage: Eukaryota; Viridiplantae; Streptophyta; Magnoliopsida; Rosales; Rosaceae. The record is from RefSeq and is a predicted model, not a curated record. The coding region runs from base 66 to 1013 and encodes 315 amino acids.